Messenger RNA from Penicillium canescens, 2066 nucleotides. RefSeq names its product Cytochrome c oxidase subunit Vb. NCBI's taxonomy places the organism in Eukaryota, Fungi, Ascomycota, Eurotiomycetes, Eurotiales, Aspergillaceae. Gene Ontology annotation, cellular component: mitochondrial envelope. The record is from RefSeq and is a predicted model, not a curated record. The transcript is spliced from 9 exons. The coding region runs from base 1 to 1725 and encodes 574 amino acids. Gene Ontology annotation, biological process: mitochondrial electron transport, cytochrome c to oxygen.
AUGCUUGCAAACAAUACCGGAUACUACAAAAGAUUUAUGGACUAUCAUCAAAAUGCUCCCAUGGGUAGUACAUCCGAUCAUGUUUACUACAAUUCACACCAACUGCAACAACAUGACCGGCCUACCGAAUACACUCACCCCCAUCAAGCGAAUCCGUCGCACUUGCCGUCGCUACUACCUCAUUUCACCUCUGUUAAUGACACUACACGCUUCCCUGGGCUUCAGCUUCCACACCCGACCCAAUUCCAGGACACCAAAAAUCAGGCUCAAUACGACAAUCAAUAUUGGGUGCAAUGGAAUACUCCUCGUACGUCGGACAGCCUGCAGGCAGAGAUAUCACCUCAAAUACCACCACUGAUACAGGACAAUCCCGAACCUUCCCACCGGUUUAGGGACAAUGAAUAUAUGCCACCUAUGGGAAGUUCUCACAAAUACACGAUGCCACGACUAUCAGGGGUACAGGAUGAGCAGGAGAAUGCAUCCCAAGCAACAAAUAAACCAACGAACCAUAAAAGUGUGGUAGGAAUGACUGGGAUGCCAGACCCACGGCCACUAUGCGAAUUCAAGCAAAAGUUCACACUGGAGGAUGACGAGAUUUUGAGACAGCUAAAACAUAAUUGCAAGGACCCCUAUCGACUGGGCAGCAAGGACGACGGGUUGACCUGGAGGCAGAUUGCGGACUUUUUCCCUGGUCGAGCGCCAGGCACCUUACAGGUACAUUACUGCAAGGAAGUAAGUGCAAAGGGGCCGCAAUGGGACGCGGAACUGGACCAAAAACUGAUUGCGGCAAUAAGGGAGUAUGAGAAAGAGCGAUGGCAGAUCGUAGCGAAGAAGGUUAAACAGAAGAACUACGCAGCGGCGUGUGAGCAAAGGGCCAAAGAGUUACAAAAGAUGGAACAAGAUAAGGACCAGGACCAGUACCAGGAGGAAGAGGUGCAAGAGCCGGAGCGAGAGAUGAAAGAGAAGCGAAAGACGCAAGGGAAGAAACGAAAGAUAGCUAUAACGGUCAAUCAACCAAUCACAAGCGCUCGGGCCAAAGCGGCUUCAAACUCGCCCAACCUCAAACCUCCAAACUCCCUCUUUCCUGCCCCAAACGCCCGCGUCAUCCACCCCAUCUCCUCCAGGACAAUGUUCCUCCAACGUACAGCCUCCGCCCUUGCGAGGCGCUCGCCUGCCCGCGCUUUCACUCUCGCCCAGCGCCCUUUCUCUUCCUCCAUCGUUCGCUCCAACGAGAAGAAGUGGGCUCCUAAGCAGGAGGGCAAGAUCCUGACCUUCGAUGAGAUCAAGGUUGAGGAUGACCUUCUCCUCCGGGCGCCAAGCCCGGUACCAUUCCCACCGAUCUCGACCAGUCCACCGGUCUCGAGCGUCUGGAACUCAUCGGAAAGAUGCAGGGCAUUGACAUUUUCGACAUGCGUCCCCUUGAUGCCUCCCGCAAGGGUAUGCACACUCGAGGAUCCCAUCAUCGUCCCCGGUGCUGGUGAUGAGCAAUAUGCCGGUUGCACUGGUUUCCCCGUCGACUCCCACCAGGUUAACUGGCUGACCGUUUCCCGUGAGCGCCCCAUCGAGCGCUGCAUGGAGUGCGGCAACGUCGUCAAGCUGAACUACGUCGGACCCGAGGAGGACCCCCACUCCCGUAUACGACCACGACCACGGUCACCACCACCCCCUCACGUCGAGCCCAAGACCUUCGCCGACUACGUCAAGCCUGAGUACUGGUACCGGUAAAUGUUUAACACCGCUAUUUGCUUGCGUGGGGUCUACGAUCUACCCUCUUUGGUUCUGGCAUGGAAAUUCCAAUACAGUGUCAACAUUAUUGCGUGUGUCUCUCCCUGUUCCGUCUCCGUGACUUGUCUGUCUCUUUUGUAGAAUAGUGCUCUAGUGGGUGAAAAUGAGAGUAUUGUGGGGUUUUAUUACUUUUGAUAUGCAUCCUCGAUCUCGGAUGGAUGGUAUUGUGUUUGUAGAUGAAGUGUGAGGUGGAAUCUUUCGUGUUCUUGUUUAGACAUCUGACAACGUUGCAACGGGAUAAUCAUAUCAUAGGAAACGAUUGUGGGAUACCAUCCCCCAUG